GCGUUCUUUCCGGGUGCCAUGGGAGGGCUCUGGGUUACGCGAUGGACUCGCGUGCCUUUCUGUGGGUGGCCCUGGAACCACCCUGGAAACCCGACCAGGGCUGCGGAGAGGGUAGAGUCUUGUCUCAGGUCGGGGAGGAGCGGGACACGGGGUGCUGAGAGGGAGCUGAGACGGCUCGGGACAUGGAGGCGCCCGAGCUUGGCUGUGCAGCCGCCGCGACGGCCGAAGAGCACUAACCCCUUCACGCGCGCACAGGAGGAGGAUUGGCGGCGGCGGAACAAGACCGUCCUCACGUAUGUGGCCGCGGCGGCCGUGGGCAUGCUGGGGGCGUCCUACGCCGCCGUGCCCCUUUACCGGCUCUACUGCCAGACUACUGGACUUGGAGGAUCGGCAGUAGCAGGUCAUGCAUCAGACCAGAUUGAAAACAUGGUACCUGUUAAGGAUCGCAUCAUUAAAGUCACCUUUAAUGCAGAUGUGCAUGCAAGUCUCCAGUGGAACUUUAGACCUCAGCAAACAGAAAUAUAUUGCUUCUGUUUUGAAGAACAAAGGCUUAAUCCACAAGAGGAAGUAGAUAUGCCGGUAUUUUUCUACAUUGAUCCUGAAUUUGCUGAAGAUCCAAGAAUGGUGAAUGUUGAUCUCAUCACUCUUUCUUAUACUUUUUUUGAAGCAAAGGAGGGGCAUAAGUUGCCGGUUCCAGGCUAUAAUUGAAGUCAGAACUAAGUCCUGCUUCAAAUUUGUGAUUUUUGAAAAAUCAUGUAUCUUCUCAGAGGAGAAAUAUUUAUAAUAAUGUGAAGCCUUCUAUUUUACAUUUUAUAUACUUAUGGUUCUUUUUUCCCAACUAAGUUACCCUACUUAGAAUGUGUAACUGUUCAAAACCAUACUUAGAGUUUAAGUAGUAUUAGAAGAAACUGCUUUGUUUCUUAAAUAUCUUGGCAUGGACUUGAUGGUUCAGCUUAAUUCACUGGUCCCCUUUCAAAUUAUGAGCACUUCAUACUUGUAGCAAUGAAUUUUUAUUAUUAUUUCUAGAAUAGUUGGUUACUACUUUCAUUAUGAACAGUCACUAUUUUAAAAGCUCAAAAUGGAAGAGGAAUCACUAAGCCCUAACAGCUUGCCUAAAGAUUACAUUCUGAUUUCAAAUUUGACUGUAUUUUUCCUUUAGGAUCUAGGGCUAUUUUACAUUCAGAGUACUAAACAAGUACUUUGAAAUUUCAGUACCAUGAAAUUUAAAUAAAAUGCAUAAGUAUAUCUGGUAGGUUUGUAGCAUUUUUUGUGAUAGUUCCAAGUCUCCAAAUUUUAAAAUGUAAGUGGGAUUGUGAAGAUUUACUGACAGCAGAGUUCUUCUGAAAAAAGAUGUAUUGAACUGUUUUAAUAGUAAUUUAUGACAAACCAAAGUACAAUUUAUUCUGAAUGUUUUCCAGUAGUCUUUUUUCCAAAAAGAAAUAAAAAAGGAGCAUUUAGUGUUAUAAAGAAUUAUAUUUAAAGGCAAACAGUGUAGAAUCCAGUAACCUCUUGAGGGUACCUGAAAUAUUAAACUACAAUCAUCAAGGCUUUUACAAUUCAUAAUCCUAAACAAGAGUAUUAUUUAUAAAGAAGUGCAAAUUGACUUUUACAUUCAACUUUAGUUAAAUGAAGGCACUCAGUAUUCUUCCUGAAUAAUAAUAGUUUUUCACAUUUCAUGCUUUCAUCUGUUAACAAUUAUUUUGUAAUGAAAGUCUUCAUCUACUCUUAUCCGAGCUCUUGUGAUGAUUUCUAAAUGUAGGAAGGUCUGAAACAUAAGGUGCUACACUUAAUCUGGUUGGCCUCAGUACCAAGAAUUUUUCUUCUGCUUAAGUUUUAAGUGAAUAUAUGUUACAACCAAGUUCUUUUGAGAGAAAGCUUGAGCUGCUGUCAGGAGCCAUAAAUGUUACUCUGGAACUGUUACUCUUCUGUUUAAACCUCAUUACUGCAGAGGAGAAAUGUUCCACUGUGGCUUUGACGUUCUGGAAGGUCUUAACUUCUGGGUCUCAAAGCUGGACAGGGUCUACCUUUAGGAGAAUUGGCACCCAUAAUGCUGCUAGUGAGCUGGUCAUCCACUUCAACCUGGAAUAAAAAGAAGAGUCAACCAUCUCCAUCUUUUCCUCUUUCCCCAUUCCUUGUAACUAGAGAGCCACAGUCUAGUAGAGGAAAGGUGGGAAUGUACUACUUCCAUGGGGGAAGGUGUGGAGGGAAUAAAUAAGGUUAAUAGGU
This is a messenger RNA of Aethalodelphis obliquidens (Pacific white-sided dolphin), 2226 nucleotides long. RefSeq names its product cytochrome c oxidase copper chaperone COX11 (gene COX11). The transcript is spliced from 3 exons. NCBI's taxonomy places the organism in Eukaryota, Metazoa, Chordata, Mammalia, Artiodactyla, Delphinidae. The record is from RefSeq and is a predicted model, not a curated record. Gene Ontology annotation, cellular component: mitochondrial inner membrane. The coding region runs from base 19 to 708 and encodes 229 amino acids. Gene Ontology annotation, molecular function: copper ion binding.